Messenger RNA from Galeopterus variegatus (Sunda flying lemur), 2360 nucleotides. It is a transcript of the gene LTF, whose product is annotated as lactotransferrin. The record is from RefSeq and is a predicted model, not a curated record. Gene Ontology annotation, biological process: antibacterial humoral response; iron ion transport. The coding region runs from base 15 to 2180 and encodes 721 amino acids. The transcript has 15 exons. Gene Ontology annotation, cellular component: plasma membrane; recycling endosome; extracellular region. Lineage: Eukaryota; Metazoa; Chordata; Mammalia; Dermoptera; Cynocephalidae.
UCAGGACCGCAGACAUGAGGCUUGUCUUCCCCGCCCUGCUGUUCCUUGGGGCCCUGGGACUGUGUCUGGCUGCCCCUAAGAAAAGCGUUCGAUGGUGUACUAUAUCAAAAUCCGAGGCAACAAAAUGCUCCAGAUGGCAAAAGAGUAUGAAAAGUGUGGGUGGCCCUCCUGUCAGCUGCAUAAAGAGAACCUCCUACCUUCGGUGUGUCCAGGCCAUUACAGCAAACAAGGCAGAUGCUGUGACCCUUGAUGGUGGUUGGGUGUUUGAGGCAGGCCAGGCCCCCUACAGACUGCGACCUAUAGCAGCAGAAGUCUAUGGGACUGAAGCGCAGCCUCGAACCCACUAUUAUGCUGUGGCCGUAGCAAAGAAAAACAGUGGCUUUCAGCUGAACCAACUACGAGGCCGGAAGUCCUGCCACACAGGCCUCAACAGGACCGCUGGGUGGAACGUCCCUGUGGGCACACUUCGUCCAUUCUUGAACUGGACAGGGCCACCUGAGCCCCUUGAGGCAGCGGUGGCCAAGUUCUUCUCAGCCAGCUGUGUUCCCGGUGUGGAUGGAAAACGGUUCCCCAACCUGUGUAGCCUGUGUAUAGGGACAGGGGCAAAUAAAUGUGCCUUCUCCUCUGCGGAACCGUACUUCGGCUACUCUGGUGCCUUUAGGUGUUUGAGAGAAGGAGCUGGAGAUGUGGCUUUUAUCAGGGAUAGUACAGUGUUUGAGGACCUGCAGGAUGAGGCUGACAGGGACCAGUAUGAGCUGCUCUGCCCAGACAACACCCGGAAGCCCGUGGACAAGUUCAAGGAGUGCAACCUGGCCCGGGUCCCUUCUCAUGCCGUUGUGGCCCGAAGUGUGGACGGCAAGGAGGACUCCAUCUGGCAGCUUCUCCGCCAGGCACAGGACAAUUUUGGAAAAAAUAAAUCACCGGCGUUCCAGCUCUUUGGCUCCCCUUCCAAGCAGAAGGACCUGCUGUUCAAGGACUCUGCCCUUGGCCUUUUGAGGAUCCCCUCGAGCAUAGAUGCAGGGCUGUACCUUGGAUUCGGCUACUACACUGCCAUCCAAAACCUGAGGGAAAGUGAGGCGGCCGUGGCUGCCCGGCGCGCGCGGGUCGUGUGGUGCGCCGUGGGCGACGAGGAGCAGCGCAAGUGCAGUAGGUGGAGCGGCGCGAGCGGCGGCAGUGUGGCCUGCGCCACGGCGCCCACCACGGAGGACUGCAUCGCGCUCAUCCUGGUAGGCGGCCUUCGUCGCACGGGGAGGGGGCCGCGGGCCCCUCAGAAGACCCAGGUCAUGGCAUCCGCUUCAAGUGAAGCCAGGCGCGGAGGAGGCCGAAAGGACAGCUGUUCUAGAAUCCAUAUAUGUCGGGCCUGCGGGAUGUUAAGACGUGCUUUUCUGUUGUCUCUCGUGCUAGGGUAUCUGGCUGUGGCCGCGGUUAGGAAAUCAGAGGCUGACUUCACCUGGAACUCUCUGAAAGGCAGGAAGUCCUGCCAUACCGCCGUGGGCAGGACUGCAGGCUGGAACAUCCCCAUAGGCCUGCUUUUCAACCAGACAGGCUCCUGCAAAUUUGGUGAAUUCUUCAGUCAAAGCUGUGCCCCUGGGUCUGACCCAACUUCCAAUCUCUGUGCUCUGUGUAUUGGCAACGAUGAGGGUAAGGAUAAGUGUGUGCCCAACAGCAACGAGAGAUAUUAUGGCUACACCGGGGCUUUCAGGUGCCUGGCUGACAAGGCUGGAGAUGUUGCAUUUUUGAAAGACGUCACUGUCGUGGAGAACACUGAUGGAAAGAACACUGAACCGUGGGCUAGGGAUUUGAAACUAAAGGACUUUGAGCUUCUGUGCCUCGAUGGCACUCGGAAGCCUGUGACUGAGGCUCGGAGCUGCCACCUGGCUGUGGCCCCAAAUCAUGCUGUGGUAUCUCGGCAAGAUAAGGUAGAACGCCUUGAACAGGUGCUGCUCCAACAACAGGCCCUGUUUGGAAGAAAUGGACCUGACUGCCCAGGGAAGUUUUGCUUGUUCCAGUCUGAAACCAAAAACCUUCUGUUCAAUGACAACACUGAGUGUCUGGCCAGACUCCAUGGAAAAACGACAUAUGAAAAAUAUUUGGGGCCACAGUAUGUCACGGCUGUUGCUAAUCUGAGACGGUGCUCAACCUCCCCGCUCCUGGACGCCUGUGCUUUCCUCAGGAGGUAAAACCCAGGAAGAUGGCCCAGCAUCUCCAUCCUGUCCCCAUCCUGUCCCCCCGUCCUGUUCCUGAGGGAGCCUCAGCCACUCACUGCUCUCUGUUGCCUUCCCCUCCUUGCUGAGGGUGGGGCUUGCCAAUCUCAUUUGUUCUCACAAUUACCUGCUGUCACCUUAACAAGAAAUAAAAUU